UGGAGAAGUGACAGCCUGUGGUGCAUCUGGGAGCCGGAGAGACAGCUGCCCAGGGGAUGGUGAGCGCCCAGGCCGCGGGGAGACACAGCGAGCCCCCCGAUAAGUGGUCAGAAAUGGAAGACAAGCUGUGGAUCCUGCAGGAUCUGAACAUGCUGUACAUCCGACAGAUCGCCCGGAGCCUGCAGGACACAGACAUCCAGAAGCGGAUAGACCACGAGGUGCGCAUGCGCGAGGGAGCCGUCAAGUUACUGGGGGCCUGUACCCAGAAGGAGCAGGCCCUGGAAGCCGCCAAGAACCUCCUCGUCUGCAACAGCCGCAUCAUGACCUACAUGCAGGAACUGCAGCAGCGCAAGGAGGCGCAGGUCAUGCAGCGCAGACCGUCGGAUAGAGGCGGCAUAGAGGACCGGCAGCCGUGCAAAGGAAAGCUCUGCAUCUCGGACCUGCGGAUCCCUCUCAUGUGGAAGGACAGCGAAUAUUUCAAAAAUAAAGGAGAGCUGCACCGCUGCGCGGUGUUCUGCGCUCUGCAGUUGCGGGGGGAGUUGUACGACACGGACAUGGUUUUCGUGGAUCGGACGUCCACCGAUAUCUGCUUCGAGAGCGCCGUUGUGUUCUCGGACGUGGACCCCGGCUUCGUGCUGAAGCUGCAGUUAUAUAGCUGCGCAGUGGACGAGGACUUCUCUCUCUCUGGGACCCCCAGAAAAUUGGCCACGAAACUGAGCAGCUCCCUGGGGCGCUCGUCGGGGCGCAGGGUCCAGGCCACCUUCGAUGCAGCUUCCGGGGCCCCUAUCCUGCUCCCGGCCCCCAGCGCACCGGGCCCCAAGUUCCAGCUCCUGGCCCACACGGAGCUCACCCUCAGCCACGUGCAGGACGGCUUCAGGACACACGACUUCACCAUUAAUAGCACAGAGGAGAGUCCCUGCUGGCUCCCGCUGUAUGGGAGCGUCUGCUGUCGUCUCACGGCCCAGCCGGACUGCAUGAACCAGGAGGUGGCGUCAGGAACCCUGCAGAUCCAGGCCAGGGAGCAGGAGAGCUGGCAGCGCAUGUUCUGCACACUGCGGGGAUGUCAGUUGUUGUGUUACCAGCAGCGCGGGGAUGCGGAUUCAGCUGCCGAGCCAAAGCUCACUAUAUCUGUCAGUAAGGAGACGCGGAUCCGCGCCUCAGAGCAGGUGCACAGCCUGUCCGUCACCAACCGGUACGGGUGCGAGGAGGUGACGCACACCCUGCGCGCCGAGGGGCUGGACGACCUGCGCCGCUGGAUGGAGGCUUUCUGGCAGCACUUCUACGACAUGAGUCAGUGGAAGCAGUGCUGUGACGACCUGAUGAAAAUAGAAACUCCUUCCCCCAAAAGACCACCAGCAACCCUCAGCAAGCAGGGCUCCCUGUACCACGAGAUGGCUAUUGAGGGCCCGGGGCCCAUCCCCGACCUCCUGUCCCAGAGGAUGAAGGAAUUUGAGCUUCGCAGAGGCCUGGAGCCACCACCUUGGACCUCUUUCUUCCAAAGCCCCACGGCCGCCCUCCCAUCCUGCUCUUCCUCCUCGGACUGUGACAGCCCCCCAGCCAGACCCUCCCGCCUCCGACCCCGGACCCUGUCUCUCGACGCCAAGCUGACGUCACUCAAACAGCGGGGUCUUGGAACGUCCGGUGGGACCCCAGGGGCCAACAGACUGGAAAGCCCACACAUGGGGGUCAGGGAUUCCAGCAGUAGCGGGAGCAGCACCCCUGACUCUGAGAGGGGGUCCCAGAACCGCAAGAGCAACAGGAACCUGAAAGCCAAACUGGACCCAAGAAACUGGCUCCAGAACCAAGUAUGACCCCAGCACAGAAACUGGCAGGAAGUGAUGUCAUUUCUUCAAAAUGGCUGCUCACAGUGUGAGGCUUCAGCCCAUUGGUCAGUUUGUUAUUAUGUGAGGCCAUUGGCUGCGCAGUUUUGGAUUAGACAUGAUGAGAGGGGGGGGGGGCGCCAAUCAAACUGCUAUACGCA
Molecule: messenger RNA, 1981 nt
Organism: Spea bombifrons (plains spadefoot toad)
Lineage: Eukaryota; Metazoa; Chordata; Amphibia; Anura; Pelobatidae
Gene: RTKN
Product: rhotekin
Exons: 12
Coding region: 57-1811 (584 amino acids)
Biological process (GO): actomyosin contractile ring assembly; mitotic cytokinesis; septin ring organization
Cellular component (GO): actomyosin contractile ring
Source: RefSeq, a predicted model, not a curated record